Molecule: messenger RNA, 1455 nt
Organism: Aethina tumida (small hive beetle)
Lineage: Eukaryota; Metazoa; Arthropoda; Insecta; Coleoptera; Nitidulidae
Exons: 2
Coding region: 85-1176 (363 amino acids)
Cellular component (GO): nucleus
Molecular function (GO): zinc ion binding
Source: RefSeq, a predicted model, not a curated record
UUUGUUUAUGGUGCGCAUUGAGGUGACAGGUGACAUUUUGACAUAUGAUACGUAUGAUUGACAUUAUUUCCAAACAUCGAAAUAAUGUAUUAUUUCGCCAAAUUCUGUCGUAUCUGCAUCCAGACCGACGUUACUUUGCUGGACAUCGAUACGCUGGACUUUGACGAGGUUAAAUUGAGCGAAAAACUACGAUUGUGUGCCAAAAUGGUUGUCGGAAGAGAAAGUCUGUCGACCGAAAUAUGUUUACAGUGCGUGAUAAAGCUUCGAAUUUCUUACCAGUUUCAAUUGAUGUGCAGGAAAUCCUCAAAAAUAUUACAAGGAUAUUUGGAAGAGUUAAUUGGUCCAGGAAAAAUCGACCCCGACACUUUCGUCUCGUCUGAUCUCAUUGUCUCAGUUACUCCAAUCUCAAAUGUUCCUGAAUCUCCAUGCAAAAGGAAACAAAGAAUAAGCAAAGAACAAAGAUGCUCACUACUCAAAAAACUACUCACUCAAAAUGACACAACAAACAAAAACGACCUAAGAAAGUACACACAUCCCUAUGAUGAUGGAGGGGGACUAAGAAAUAUAAUAAACUUUACGCGUAACUACGAAUUCACCUGCGGCAACAAAGACAAAACGUCUUUGGACAAACUCACGGAAUUCUCGCAGGAUUUCUUCAAACAUGACUUUUCCGACUUCCGCAACACGAUCCUCUACAUAAUAGAAAACAAGGAUGCCGAAAGCGACGACGACGAUCUGUUCGACGACUACAACGAAGAGGACGAAUUCAAAUUCGACCCGGUCAACAUAAAACAGGAAAUUCCCGAUUGCGAAAACAAUUCGUGCACGGAAAGUACGGACGGAGAAAUCGACAACAAAUUCGUCGAGCCAGAAAUCGAAAUCAAAGAGGAGGAGUCCACGUUUAGCUUCUUAAAAGACUGCACUGAUCACAAAAAUAAUAAUUCGCAAAACGCGAUGCAACUAUUAGACCAACUGGUCAACAAUUACUCAACCGGCCAAAGAAAAUCGUUCUCGCCGACAAGCGUGAGAUGCAGAACAAGAAACAACCCCUACAUAAGUCCCAGCUUGAAGCAACAGUUCCUCUACAGGAAUUUCAAGUGCAAUAGAUGCGACAGGUACUUCAAAAGUCCCGGGUAUCUCAAAGCUCACAAGACUAAAGUUCACCUGCAACACUGAAGUGAUUUCAAUGUACCUAUUUAAAUGUAAUUGUAAUUUUAAUGGUGGGCUCAAGUAGUUCAGCACUGAUUAAACCAGUAUUGUUGUAUUUGUUGGAUCAAAGAAUGUAAUUCUCGUAUAAGAUAUUCUCGAAUUUAAUUGAGACUUAAGUCCAUCAUUGUCAAUCCGAAUUUAUGAAUGUGAAGCUAUCUGUGUAUUUUUAGGAUAGUAUUUAUUAUUGUGCUGUAUAAGCUAUAAAUUGUUAUAAUUCAAUUAAGUAAUGAAUUUUAAAAUAUUUUU